This is a messenger RNA of Dreissena polymorpha, 2085 nucleotides long. RefSeq lists its product as uncharacterized. Gene Ontology annotation, molecular function: protein binding. Bases 1304 to 1870 code for a protein of 188 amino acids. The transcript is spliced from 5 exons. Lineage: Eukaryota; Metazoa; Mollusca; Bivalvia; Myida; Dreissenidae. The record is from RefSeq and is a predicted model, not a curated record.
GGUUUAUACUUUUUGGUUUGUAGAUAAUUCACUUGUACUAUUCUACUGUAUGAAAAUGAAUGUUCAUCAUGGAUGAAUUCAUCCAAUGACUGCGUGCCUUUGAUACUGGUGUCGUAUGUUUGCUUUGAACGUAUGUUCUUGUUAUUUUCAUGGCUAUAUUUAUUUAAAUGUAAGAUUUGGUGAUAAAGCACUAAUUAUAUAUUAUUACAAUUGUUUUUCAAUUUAUAAUAUAUUUAUAUUGUUUUGAGGAGCAUCAUGAGUAAAUAUUUAAGUUCUUGUUAUUUAGGGUUUUAUAAGUUGAAUAUAUAUUUAAACAAAUUAUUACGUUUCGCAUCAAAUACUGGCCCAAUGACCGUUCUGGAUUUUUUGGGGGGCAUAAAUCAAAAGAUCGCAGUGUUACAAAUGUGUUGCCCGAGUUGAAUAGAUAUUCACGAGUUUACAAGAUGACACAGAUAUUGUUAUCUAUAUUUUCCUGAACCGCUGGACUGCCCAUAGCACGUUGUUCUAUUUAAGUAUAGGACACGGAGUUAAAUAUCAUGACUUAGAGUGGCACCACACGUAUUGUCCUUAAAUGUAGAGCGUUGUCGAAAUGAAAUACAUAGUCACGAAGUAAUUUAAGAUGGUCAAACAUCUUCAAAUCAUAAUGCUAUAUAUUUGUUUAUGUUAUGUUAUGUUGUUCAUGUUGAAAGGUAUGCAAUUUGUGGAUGUGUUUUCUAAUUUGUUAUAACACAAACACUUAACGUGUCUGAAAACAGUCACCUGAUGCUGAUUGGAAAAAAAGAGGAAACGGACAUUUUUCCGUUCGUUUGGAACUUCAAGGCAUUUGAACGUGAAUUGUAGUUAGUAAGAUUCACGCUACUUAUUUGAUUUAUAUCUGAGAUGGAGCUAUGUUUGUUAUGUUUCAAUAAUUCUAGUUGACGGACUCUUAUAACAAUUGAAUAACAAAGGGCCCUGAGGCAGUAUGGAAACGUACAGGGUCUUAUUUUAGCUUUCCAGUUACUUUUAUGCACUCAUAUGUUCGACUUAAACGAAUGAUGUUACUUCAUACGCUUGAGAAUGGUAUGCAAUGAUCUAUAAUAAAGUUCAUCAGAAUAGUCUAAAUUAAGCUGAAAGAGAUUCGCUUGUAUCUAUAGAAAUUUUUGUUAAAAUAAUGAGAUUGAGAUUGAUAUUAAUUGUAUCAUAAUUAAUAUAUAUGUGUGUAAUUUUACUUACUCUUUAACUAAAACAUAAACUAUAUAACAUACGGAAACAUAUUUUUUCUUUGUGUUAUUGAUUUAAAAUAUAUUCCCUUUUGCAGUUAGCCAUGCAUCACCUGACCCUAAAGAAAUCGGUUUGGAAGCUCAAUACAGAAAUUCGUUUCCCUUCUACGUUAAGUGACCACCUAUGUCCCGCCAUAAUCGACCUCGACUGUGCAUACCAUCAUGUUGUCUCCGACGAGCAUCUAUGCGACACACACGGACAAACCCACAAUACCUAUUGCGAGUUCGCAAAGGCCCGCUGUAGAGAAGUAAUCCAUCCGUACCAGCAUCCCGUGGCCUUGAAUCUCGCUUACGAGGGCGAAUGUACCGGCGUUCCAACAACAUUCACCGCCACUGAAAAACCAGCAUCGGAUCAGACGACACACGAAAACUUGCCGAUGACAACGAUAACCGAAGAACCAAAGAAAAAGUCCACUACUUCCGUGCACACGGUGCUACAAAACGUGUUCUGUCAGCAGUUACGUUAUGUCAGCUGUAACAGCGACUAUGACAUCGUCUGUGCGUCUGACAAGCGAUAUUACUUCAACAGAUGCGAAUUGGCAAAGGUCCAGUGUAAGGAGCGAUCACUUUACGAGGCGGACUUCACAAGAUGCGGUGUCCAUCGCAUGUGAUGAAAUGGACAAAAGGAUACGAUUGACAUUGUAAAAAUCUCUACAUUUGACCGAAUGUAGUUUACUCACAAGGAUGAUUACUCGCAGGUUUUCACCGCACCCUCCCCCCAAAAAACUUGCCGCGACUCUCCGCGAUGUAAAAAAAACCAACACGUUAUGUCGGUACCACACCCGUUACUUUUACUGAAUUCAUUUAAUAAACUUCAUUUCAUAAA